AAAAACAGAAACAUGGUACUGAGUUCUGAAACUCCUGUCAAUUUUAGUAACUCCCGGUGCAACUAUUUUUAUUAAUUUUGAUAUUUCGUUAUUUUAUUAGGAUUAAUUUGUGCCGGAGAUGUCACAGAAAAUGAAAUCUCAUCGAAAGACUAUUAAUUUCAUGUAUAAGAAGUAAGAAUGUAGCAUGGAGAAAUUAUAUUAAACAUAGUGCAAAAAACGAUUUAAAAAAAAAUGCCUCUUGAAAUGCAAAGUAGCAAAUCCUCUAAGGGAAAAAGAAUCAAGAGUUUUGGAAGAGUGUCAAGUAGUGCUGAUCCAGAUUUUCCUUUGCCAUAUAAUAGAGUUGAUGAUGGUGAUGUCAUCUUGCCUAUCGCUUUUAGGGGGAGGCUGUACGAACUCUUCAGUCAGAUAGAAAAAGAAUUCGAGGCUCUCUACACGGAAAACAUCGCCCUCAAAGAUAAGAUCGAGGCAUUGAAUGAGCAGUUAGAACGAGAACCAGCUGCUGCCAUUGAAAGGACCGAUACAUUUGAUAGUGGUGAACCCUCCGUUGUUAAAACAAAAGGGAAAAGAGAAUCUAUAACUGCAAGUCAACUAUCACAAAAAAUCAAAAGCACAUACAAGUUAAAAGCAUCAACUAGUCGGAUUGUUUCUACAUUCAAGGCACCAUCUCUUGCUUGUCGUCUGUUUAAAGAGUACUUAGGACACAGAGAUGGUGUUUGGGAAGUCAGUUGCUCACGGCAUGGACCUGCUCUUAUCGCUACAGCAUCUGCAGAUCAUACAGCAAAAAUCUGGGAUAUUCACAGCGGAAACUGUAUUGUGCAAUAUUGGGGUCACAAAGGGUCUGUCAAUUCAAUAAGAUUUCAUCCUAGUCAAGAUUUAGUUGUUUCUUCUUCAGGAGAUCAAACAGCUCAUGUCUGGUGUGUCUCAUCAGCUGGUGGAGCAGCAGAUAAUUUAAAAUAUCAUUCAUCAGAAGAAGAAGUUGAGUUAUCUGAAGAAGAUCAUGGUGAAGAGGGAGAAUCUUCUCAUAAUACCUCAAUAUUAAAAAAUCCUAUGAUAGAACUUCAAGGUCACAUAGGAGUAGUUAUUGCAGCUGAUUGGCUUGCUGGUGGUGAGCAAGUCAUUACAGCAUCUUGGGACAGAACAGCUAAUGUUUAUGACGUUCAGACUGGUGAACUUGUUACCCAGUUAGUAGGUCAUGAUCAGGAGCUUACAAAUACUUGUACUCACCCAACUCAAAGGCUUGUAGUGACUUCUUCAAAAGACACUACAUUUCGACUCUGGGACUUCAGGGAUGCCAUUCAUUCAGUGAGUGUAUUUCAAGGUCAUACCAACCCUGUUACUUCAGCUACAUUUGCAAGUGGUGACAAGGUUGUGUCUGGAAGUGAUGACAGAACUGUUAAAGUUUGGGACUUGAAAAAUAUGCGUUCCCCUCUCACUACAAUAAGACUAGAUUCACCUGUAAACAGGUUAGCUGUUUCAAAUCAAAAUAUAAUUGCUAUCCCACAUGAUAACCGGCAUGUUCGAUUAUUUGAUUUGAAUGGAGUACGACUAGCUAGAUUACCUAGAAGCAAUAGACAGGGUCAUCGUAGAAUGGUAUGUUCCGUUGCAUGGUCAGAAGAUGGUCGGAAUUUAUUUAGCUGUGGAUUUGACAGGCUCGUUUUUGGAUGGCGUAUCACAAUUCCAACAAAAGAUGAUACAAAAAUAAGUGUGACAAAAGCUGGCAAAGAAUAGCAGUAAAAAUAUAUUAUAAUUUUUGAUUAGUCACAAUCCCACAAAUAACAUUUUUCAAGCUCUAUAGCUUACAUUUAAAUAGGUCACGUUUGUAAAAAUUCUUGAUGUUAACAUUUGAGUUUUAUUUCCGUUUUUUAUACUUAAAAUUUUCUAUCAGUUGAGUACCAGAAUUAGUCAUUUUAAGACAAAUGUUCACCAAGUAUCUAUAUUAAAUUAUGUAAUGUGUAUAUGAUUCGUUUGUUGUACAUAUAUAUAUUAAUAAAUUUAUUCAAAAAAUUG
Argiope bruennichi is the source of this 2007-nucleotide messenger RNA. It is a transcript of the gene Wdr37, whose product is annotated as WD repeat-containing protein 37-like. Gene Ontology annotation, molecular function: protein binding. The record is from RefSeq and is a predicted model, not a curated record. Gene Ontology annotation, cellular component: preribosome, large subunit precursor. NCBI's taxonomy places the organism in Eukaryota, Metazoa, Arthropoda, Arachnida, Araneae, Araneidae. The coding region runs from base 232 to 1728 and encodes 498 amino acids. The transcript is spliced from 13 exons.